AACCAGAAUUAAUUCGACCAUGGCCUCAAAAAGCUUCCUGCUGCUUGGCCUCCUAGUUGUUGCAGCUUCAGUACUACUGGCUCAAACUGAGCCCGUGGUUGCUUCCUACGAGGAGGUUCCGAAGUAUUUCAACCGAACCAAUUUCGGCAGUGGCUUCUUGUUCGGUUCAUCUCAGUCUGCUUAUCAAUACGAAGGUGCAGCGGACAAAAGGGGCGAGACCAUAUGGGACGCAUUCAUUCGCGAUUUCCAAAGUAAGAUUUCAGAUGGCAGCAAUGCUACCGUGGCUAAUGGCUUCUAUUAUCUUUAUAAGGAUGACAUAAAAGUAAUGAAGGCUAUGGGCUUGGAUGCUUUCAGGUUCUCCAUCUCUUGGGCCAGAGUAUUGCCUCAUGGAAAACUAAGUGGAGGAGUGAACGAGAUAGGAGUUGCCUUCUACAACAGUCUCAUUGAUGAACUCCUAAAACACGGUAUAAAACCUUUUGUGACGCUUCAUCACUUUGAUACUCCGGAAGCCCUUGAAAAGGAAUACGGGAGCUUCUUAAGUGAUAAAAUUGUGAAUGAUUAUGGAGACUAUGCAGAGUUCUGUUUUAAAACUUUUGGAGAUAGAGUGAAGUAUUGGAUCACAUUCAAUGAACCAAAUGUUUUUAUUCCACACGGCUAUGAUAGCGGUGAUAUGGCACCUGGAAGGUGUUCUGCAUGGAGGAACAAUAGUUGUCCUGCUGGAAAUUCUGCAACCGAGCCUUACAUAGUUGGCCAUCAUUUGCUUUUGGCACAUGCUGAAGCAGUGAAACGAUACAAGGAGAAAUAUCAAGCAUCUCAAAAGGGAAUAAUAGGAAUAACCAUAAUUGUGGGCGGAAUGUAUCCUCUGUCUGAUCAGGACACACUUGCAGCUAAACGAGUUCAAGAUUUUUUCUCUGGAUGGUUUCUCCACCCAGUCGUCUACGGUGACUACCCACGAAGAAUGAGAGCCCUUGUACGAAAACGAUUGCCAACAUUCACUGCAGCGGAAACCGAGAUAUUGAGAGGGUCAUAUGACUUCAUUGGAGUAAACUACUAUAGCUCGUAUUAUGUGGAGAAUGUUCCGUUCAGUAAUAAGCCAGCUCAUCUCAGCUAUUCAUCAGAUUAUUAUGGCACCCUUGCAACUGAGAAAAAUGGAACCACCAUUGGACCGCUGAAGGGAACCUUGUACUCUGUUCCACAAGGAUUCAGAGACGUUUUGAACUAUAUUAAAACAUACUACAAAAGUCCAACUAUAUACAUUACAGAAAAUGGGACGGGUCAGACGAACAAUCAGACAACUGAAGAAGGAAGAAAGGAUCCAUAUAGGGUGGAUUACUACUAUAGCCAUCUUAAGGCCCUUAAUCAAGCUAUUAAAGAGGGUGUUGAUGUUAAGGGUUAUUUGGCAUGGUCACAACUUGACAACUUCGAGUGGAGUUCUGGUUAUACCAUCAGAUACGGAAUCAACUAUGUAGAUUACGCGACCUUGAAAAGAUACCCUAAAUAUUCAGCUGAUUUUUACAAGAAAUUCCUCCUUAAAUAGUUAAGGAGUCUUAAAUUGUGAAAUGGUCCUUUUUUAAUAUAUGAUGUUACCAAUAAGGUGAAGGUUACCUCUUUGGAAUCUUCUCUUUUCCGUGUCAACCAGGUGUUUCCAAUAAAUUGCGUGUACAAUCAAUCGUUUUCGCAUAGGUUGUGCUUGUUAUGGAUUGUGAUCUAUCUUUUAUAUGAAAUAAAUUUUACUUGGACAGCAA
Diospyros lotus (date-plum) is the source of this 1745-nucleotide messenger RNA. Its product is annotated as beta-glucosidase 13-like. The coding region runs from base 20 to 1537 and encodes 505 amino acids. The transcript is spliced from 13 exons. Gene Ontology annotation, biological process: carbohydrate metabolic process. The record is from RefSeq and is a predicted model, not a curated record. NCBI's taxonomy places the organism in Eukaryota, Viridiplantae, Streptophyta, Magnoliopsida, Ericales, Ebenaceae. Gene Ontology annotation, molecular function: beta-glucosidase activity.